AUGGACGAAUUGUCUAAGGGCAUGUCACAAACAGGAAGCUCUUCUGUAACUGACAAAACUCAAGAAAAUGAUGGUUCGACGACGUCGCUUGUAUAUGUGAACGAGUCGUGCCUAGAGUGCGAGCGCGUGCGCGCGGCGUGCGAGCGGCUGGGCGCGGUGGAGGCGGCGCGUGCGGGCGACGCGCUGCCGCAGCCGCAGCCGCCGCCCGCGCCCCCCUCCUACCUUGUCACCACACCCUUUGAAGGCGAGCUCUUCGACGCUGCGCAUAGAGCCAAAUACAGGGUGCUCGGUCCGACUGCGGUGCUCCAGCUGGCGGAUCGCGACGAGCCCCCACCUGCCAAUGCCCGACCUCUUUAUUCGUUGGCUAUGCGCGGCGCUGUUAUAUGUUUUUCGGGGUUUCGAAAAAAAGAUGAGCUGACGUACCUGAUAACGCUGAUCCACUAUAUGGGAGGGUCGAUACGUAAGGACAUGUCAAGUAAGGUGACGCACCUGAUCGCGGCGGCGGCCACUGGUGACAAGUACCGGUACGCGACGGGGUUUGGGCUGCCAGUGCUGGCCCGUUCCUGGGUCGACGCCUGUUGGGAGAGACGAGACGACCCUGCCUGUUUUGCCACUGACGAUGUUGUAAUUAAAGAACACAAACUGAAGGUGUUCGCUGGUGCGCGGGUGUGUUUCGUUGGCUUCCCCGAGGAUGAGACGCAGCAUAUGGCGGACGUACUGGCGAGCAACGGCGGCGCUUCGUGCGCGCUCGACGACCCUGACUGCACGCAUGUCGUGGUAGAUGUACACAACACAGGAGUAGCUCCCGAGUGUUCGACGAAAGUCCACAUAGUCAAAGCCGAAUGGUUCUGGGCGUCUGUACAGAAUGAAGAGGCCCAGGAUGAACGGGAAUUUCUAUUUAAAGAUUAUCUAGACGAAGUGUCGCGGCGGUCGUCGGUGGGCGGUGCGUGCGCAGCGUCGACGGAGGAUGCGGGCGCGGGCGGCGGAGGGGGCGGCGGUGUGGGCGGGGGCGCGGGCGGCGCGGCGUCGGGUGCGGGCACGCCGUCGCAGCUGCAGCGGCUGCGCAAGCGCAAGCUGCGCGGCGGCGACUCGGCGCUGCACAAGCGCCGCUCCUCGCUCAGCGACGCCGUGCUGCUCAGCCUGUCCGGCAACCUGCUCGACUGCACGCCCUCGCCCGACGGCAAGCAGCUGCUCGAAGAAUCGGAAGUACCUGAUAAUGUGGUGCGAAAACUUAUGUCGCCAAGGCAACAAGUCUUCAUGGAGUUACUACAAACAGAAUCAAAUUAUGUAGGGAUAUUGCAUACAAUAGUCACUAUGUUUAAACAACCUUUAGAAGAGAUGGCCGAGGAGGACAGCAAUAACGGAAAAAAUCAAGCUUUGCUCAAUAACACGGAACUAAAGAUUAUUUUCGGAAACUUACCGCCUAUUUAUGAAUUACACCAACGGAUGCUUGAAGAAUUACAUUACGCUCAAUCGCAUUGGAGUGAGGAGGUGAGCAUCGGCAGGCUGGUGCUCAGGUAUACGCCGGACAUGGUGAAAGCGUACCCUCCCUUCGUCAACUUCUUCGAGAACACCAAAGAGAUGCUGCAGCAGUGCGAUCGUGAGAACCCUAGAUUUCAUGCAUUCCUGAAAAUAUGCCAGACAAGACCAGAGUGCGGUAGACAGAGUUUACAAGAAUUAUUAAUAAGACCAGUGCAGCGGUUACCCAGUAUAAGUUUGUUACUUGAUGAUAUACUGAAGCACACGCAUAAGAACAACCCGGACCACGCGGCACUAGUGUCUGCACUGGCCGGGCUGCGCGAGGUCAUGUCGCACAUCAACGAAGACAAGCGCAAGACCGAGGGCCAGCUGCAGAUGUUCGACAUCUACAACGACAUAGACCAGUGCCCGGCGCACCUCGUCUCAUCGCAUCGAUCGUUUGUGUCCCGUUGCGAAGUCGUCGAAUUAUCAAAAGAGCUCUCAGGAAGGGGUGACCAUCUUGUAUUAUUUUUAUUCACUGACACAAUGGAAGUAUGCAAAAAAAGAUCCAAGGCUUUUAACAGUAAAAGUCCCACUAACGGGAUGGGAACGAUGCGAUUAGGAUCUAGUAAACCCUACAGGCAUAUAUCGCUAAUGCCGCUUAGUACAGUCAAGCGUGUCGUCGAUAUCAGAGAAGCAGAAGAUUGUCACAACGUAUUUGCGCUGAUGUGCCGGAGUAAUCAAGAAUUAAAAGAAAAAUUAUAUUCAUUUAUGAUCACCGAUGAGACAGUUGACAAGUCAUACUUCCUUCGACAGCUCUGCAGACAAAUGGCCAACACAGUCUGCAAAGCUGAUGCCGACAAAUUUCUAGCGUGUCUGGAGUCACACCAACUCGAUAUCGAUACGAGCGAUCUCGCACUUAGUACACUCUCCAGGGUAUCAAAGUUUGCCGCACGGACUCGAAUUAAGGUGGGACGUGCGCUUUCUUUUAACAAGACGCCGUCGAAGUUGAAACGCGCGAUGUCAUCGAUGAUCUCGCCAUUCGGCUCUACGUCCAACUUGACGCCGGCAUCACAGCUGGCUCAGAUGAGACUGGCCAGCUGCAAUAAUAUCAACGAGAUGGGCACGAGCGGCGGCGGCGGCGCGGAGGGCGGCGAGGUGCUGGUGGCGCCGCUGUCCGUGCAGCCCACGCGCAAGGUCACCGCCGCCGCGCUGCGCCGCUUCUGA
Molecule: messenger RNA, 2685 nt
Organism: Parnassius mnemosyne (clouded apollo)
Lineage: Eukaryota; Metazoa; Arthropoda; Insecta; Lepidoptera; Papilionidae
Source: the annotation of a GenBank genome assembly